AUGAUCAGAGGAAAGAAAGAACCAAAGGAAGCAGCCAGAAACAAUGAUCGGAGCAGUGAAGCAGAAGAAAUAACUGAAUGUUUCACUGUUGAAUCUGAUCCAAUGACUUGCAAACCAAGUGGCGAGGUAAGAGGGGAAAACCCCCCAAGGGAUGUAACAAAUACCAUGACUCCAAUUGUUGCAAAGAAGAUCGGAUGGUUCAACAAGAUGAAAAGGUGUCGCAAGUUUGUUAAGACUUAUGGUAAUGGAAAAAGUGUUAAGGCUCGGAUAGUCGACAAAUAUGACUCCAUGAUAAGAUAUGAUGCCGAACAUGGUUACCAACCACUAUGUGAUAACAACAUCGUGAAUGCCUUGGAUGCAGUCUGA
Messenger RNA from Gossypium arboreum, 366 nucleotides. Its product is annotated as ripening-related protein grip22-like. Bases 1 to 366 code for a protein of 121 amino acids. Lineage: Eukaryota; Viridiplantae; Streptophyta; Magnoliopsida; Malvales; Malvaceae. The transcript is spliced from 3 exons. The record is from RefSeq and is a predicted model, not a curated record.